Messenger RNA from Tachysurus fulvidraco (yellow catfish), 1948 nucleotides. It is a transcript of the gene asb18, whose product is annotated as ankyrin repeat and SOCS box containing 18. The record is from RefSeq and is a predicted model, not a curated record. Gene Ontology annotation, molecular function: protein binding. Lineage: Eukaryota; Metazoa; Chordata; Actinopteri; Siluriformes; Bagridae. The transcript is spliced from 5 exons. Bases 38 to 1399 code for a protein of 453 amino acids. Gene Ontology annotation, cellular component: nucleus; cytoplasm. Gene Ontology annotation, biological process: intracellular signal transduction.
CAAUCACACAGACUGAAAAGCUUUCUCUUUAGUAAUUAUGAUUUCACAGGAUGAAGAGACGUAUAUUAGUCAUGUAGCUGCAUCUGCAUGCAUCAAAGACACAAAAUGGUGUGCUUUAAAGCCUAUAAAGACUAAAAGUAACAAAGAGAAGAGAAGCAGAAAGCAGCCAGGGAUGGACUUUUUGUGUCCCCCUGUGCUGGUUGACAUGCUCAGUCACCACUGGAGGGACCUACAGGAUGGCUUCUCUGACCCUGCUGAGCUCAAUAAGAUUCUAGUGUUUCAAAGUGAUGAGCUCAGGUGGACUGCACAGAAAUGUGGCCUCUGGUCUUUGGAAUACAAGCAGGAGCUGACAAGUCCACUGUGCAUUGCUGCAGCACAGGGUUUUAGUGAUUGCUUACUGUACCUGCUUGAGCAUGGAGCACAUCCGAAUCUCAGUGCAGGAGGAAAGGUGGCGCUUCAUGAGGCAUGCAGCAACAGCAACACUGAAUGUGCAGAGCUGCUUUUAGAGCAUGGAGCCGAUCCCAAUCAGCUGACAGAGGAUGGUCAGGCACCUUUACAUUUAUGCAAGACACCCCAAUCACUCCGCUGUGCCAAGGCCCUGGUGCGUCAUGGUGCCAAUGUUGACCUUCCUACUGAGGAAGAAGAGGACACUCCAUUACUUAUUGCUGCAAGGCAUGGCCUGUCACGCCAUGCCCAGCUGUUCCUGCGAUAUGGAGCAAACGUCAACCACACCAGCAGCUCAGGAGAAACGCCAUUAGGUGCUGCAUGUUUGGAAGCUCAGCAAAAGCUGGGAGAAGAUCAGAAUGAGGGACACCUUCAGGUCAGCAGUAUUCUAUUGAGUUAUAGAGCUAACGUGAAUCAAGCUGACAAUGAAAAACGCACCCCUCUUCAUAAGGCAGCCCGCAAUGUCCAGAUUAGCUUGGUGCAGCUUCUUCUGGAUCAUGGGGCAGAUAUCAAUGCUAUUGAUUAUAAUGGUUGUUCACCGCUGUCGAACGUGCUACAAAACGCUAUAUUACGUCAGGAAUGGCAGCCAGAUAUUGUGGUUCAGACCCUAUUAAACCACGGAUCCAUUAAAGUCUGGCCACAGGCAUUGCUCAAGGUAUUGGCAGCCUGUGCAGCUGCUCCAAAAACUGUGGAGAUUCUGUUCAACUCCUACACUCUUGUUCCUGUAACAUAUAAGUGGGUUGAAGCUAUACCUGAAGACAUUUUUAAGCUUCACAGGUCAUUUUAUGACUCUCUUUUUGCUCUGGAAUAUAAACCACGCUCCCUGCAGCACAUGUGCAGAUCUGCACUAAGAAAAGUCUUCGGGAAAUACUGUUACUUAUUUAUCCCCCAACUUCCUGUCCCAAAGAUUUUACAAGACUAUCUCCUUCUGAAACCUGAAGGCUACAUUAACUAGAAGAGUAAAGGUUAACAGUUUACACACACUAAAAAAAAUCUUUUGUAUGUCGCUCUGGUUAAGGGCGUCUGCCAAAUGCUAAUGUUAACUUUAAUCCACCAAAUAAGAAUCUAUGAUUGGUAUGAUUAUUUCUCUUUUUUGACUAUGUUUACAUAAUAGGUGUAUGUAUAAUUACAUGUAUGGUGUUAAUGUUUAAGCUGUGCUGGAGUGUCUUUUCAGAGCCAUAUAUUGUUCACCAGUAAACAGUUUUGCUGAGAUUUUGGGGGAUUUUCCUGUAACACUGCAUGUCAUUUGUUAACAGUAUUAUGCAAAAAAAAAAAAAAAACGGCAUCUCUGUUUUUUGCUUUUGUAUUGUGUGUGUGUGUGUGUGUGUGUGUGUGUGUGUGUGUGUGUGUGUCCUUCUGUUUGUCUGUGUGUAGAUCAUUGCACUUUGUUCACAUUUAUAUAGAUAUUAUAGUCAGAAAUUGUACACUUACAAAAAACCUAGAUUUGCUGAUAAAAGAAACAACAGUCUAUUUGUGUUCUCAUUAAAACUGAAAUAAAGCAAUU